Messenger RNA from Malania oleifera, 1126 nucleotides. RefSeq lists its product as uncharacterized. Lineage: Eukaryota; Viridiplantae; Streptophyta; Magnoliopsida; Santalales; Ximeniaceae. The transcript has 3 exons. The record is from RefSeq and is a predicted model, not a curated record. The coding region runs from base 273 to 794 and encodes 173 amino acids.
UAUUUCCCCCUUUUAUCUCAUUUUUGCACAAGAGUCCAUUGAGAAGUAGUGAAGAAGAAAGAUAGAAAAGGAAUCAAUUCUUUGUUUCGGACACGUUUUGGGGUAUCUUUGGAAAAUAAGGAAAAUUUGACACUUGGUUUUGGAGGCAUCUUUUCUGUCUUUGGCAUUCCUUAUUUAAUCCCUCGUUAUUAUCGUAGACCUAGGGCUACGGCAUUCCUUCGGGAGAGAGUCUCAGUGGUCUUUUUUCAGAGGAAAACAUCAUUUUCUGAAAAAUGGCUGGUGAAAAGUCAUCAGAUUCACUUCCUGCUGGCUGGAUUUCGAAGUAUAAGGUCCAUAGGGAUGGUUCUAGGUUCAAGUAUUACAAAAAUGUGAGGACUGGAAGGAUAAUUUAUCGAAAGAAAGAACUUCUAGAUUUUGUGGAAAGUGAAAGGAUGAGAAUCCCAUUUCCCAUCAUGGGUGAGAAAAGCAGCGGCCAAUGCAGCCAAGAUUUGCCAGAAAGCUCAAAUAGAAGGGUUUCUGAGGAAAAAGCUUCAGCUACUGAUAGUGAUGAUGAGCUGGAGGUGAGAAGGGUGAGGGAGGGGACGAUAUGUUACACAAGGAGAUCCAAGUCCCCCAAUCCAUCCCCAAAUCCCUUGCAUUGCUUUUCGUGGAUUGAGGGUGUUGUAACUUUCCAAGCACUUGUGCAAGAGGCAGUUAACUUGCGAAAAGCCAAUGAAGCCAAUCAAGUUGUGGAUGGUGAACCUGGGGAGCCCCAAGCUAUGUCUGUGGAUGGACGAGGAUCUUCUAAAGAAUAAGGAGAACCUCAUCUGAAGGAGAGUCCUUACUCCUGCUUUGUAGAGUUUGUCUUAUGUGCAAAACUCUCUGGUAAGGACACCAAAUAAGGAAAUUGAACCAUCUCUUUUAAAGAUGCUCUAAACUUUGGGACACUUUGUCAUCUGAGGGCCAUCUCCGUGUAUAAACAGAGAGGAUGCCCAUAUCUGUGAUCCUGUGUGCGUGCACUUUUCAAUUUUCUGAAGACUGCUCGCUUAUAGACUUUUUCUUCUGCCCCCUCCCAAACAUUAUGUUUUUGUUGGGUUGAAUGUUUUAACUCUCCUUUUAGCUUAUAGACUUUUUCUUUUGAACUCUC